Myripristis murdjan (pinecone soldierfish) is the source of this 2474-nucleotide messenger RNA. RefSeq names its product G protein-coupled receptor 151 (gene gpr151). Gene Ontology annotation, biological process: G protein-coupled receptor signaling pathway. The coding region runs from base 447 to 1769 and encodes 440 amino acids. NCBI's taxonomy places the organism in Eukaryota, Metazoa, Chordata, Actinopteri, Holocentriformes, Holocentridae. Gene Ontology annotation, cellular component: plasma membrane. Gene Ontology annotation, molecular function: G protein-coupled receptor activity. The transcript has a single exon. The record is from RefSeq and is a predicted model, not a curated record.
GAGCCUUGUUGCUAUAGCUACUAAUUAAUUCACCCUUCACUAAAAUUAGAAAUCCUAUACAUUAUAAUGUCGUACCGUGGAUAUAAUUACAGUGAGUUUUUCUAAUUGGCCCCAUGAGGCUGCAGACGACGCACAUUAUGUCAGCUGGGGACAGGAGCUGUCAAUCAAACAGUAUCUUUAUAACCAAGCGCACGAGCUCCCACGUCCCUGUGUCUCAGGAUAAGACCGGAGACAGACAGGAGCUCGACUGUGAUCAUCGAUUGUCAAUCGAUCCGCUCUCUGAUCCGAUUAUUCAGAGGGAUCAUUUUGUUAAUCUGUCUUUAGUACAUUUUUACAUUCCUGGAGCUGUUACUGCCUUCAUAUUUUUAAUCGUUUUAUAUGUAUUUUUCUUCUUCUCCUGGCUACUUGACAGUCUUUUUUAACAGUUGUCCAUCUUACCGGAUAAGAUGGAUAAGUCAAGUGGGAACAAUGCCACCGCGCUGAACAGCUCCAUAGACCGGUGGCCAUUCAAUGACCGCGGGUCAUACCAGCACCUCGACCCCGGGGAGCUGAGGCUCCUGGUGCCGGCCAUACUGGGUGUCAUCUGCAUCUUGGGCCUGGCUUGUAACCUCACCACAAUGGGCAUCUUGGUCUCCAAUGCUCAUAAGGGCAAACUGUCUCUCAUCAACUCCCUCAUCUUUAAUCUGAUGUUCGCGGACGGGCUGGUGCUGGCGUUCACCGUGCCGCUCCGAGCCGCCGCUUUCUCCAAGGCCAGCUGGACUCUGGGCUGGGUGGUGUGCAAGACGGCCGACUGGUUCCUUCAGUCCUGCAUGGCGGCCAAGAGCUUCACGGUGGCAGUGAUGGCCAAAGCCUGCUACCGCUACGUGUCCAACCCUACCAAGCAGGUGAGCAUCCGCCUGAGCUCCAUCCUGGUGGUGCUGUUCUUCACCUGGCUGUCCGCCUGCUCCGUCACCAUGCCCCACUGGCUGUUCGCCACGCUGCAGCGGGAGAGCCGCGGGCUGGCGUGCAUUCUGGUGGUUCCUCCCGAGGCCAGAAACUUCAUGUCCGUGUACGUCAAGGCGUACCCGCUGAGCGUCUUCUGUGCACCGCUGAGUUUCGCGCUGCUGUACUUCUGGAGGGCUUACGGCCGGUGCCAGCGGCGCUCCAGCAAGACGCAGAAUCUGCGCACCCAGAUAAGAUCCAGGAAGCUCACACUGAUGCUGUUCAGUCUGACCGUGGCCAUGGCGAUCCUCUGGUUUCCACAGUGGGUGGUGUGGGUGUGGGAGCGUCACUUGGCAGAGAAAGAGAGCGGGGAAGCUCAGCUCCUCGUCUCUUCUCCCCCCCUUCUCCUGUCGGUAUCUGCUCAGCUGCUCAUCUUCUCGCUCUCCCUGGUGAACCCGCUCAUCGUGCUCUCCCUCUCCGAGGAGUUCAGGGAGGGCUACAGGGGGCUGUGGAGGCGGCUCACCCUGCGCAAACAGCCACCACCAAAGCCGAAACCCGGACCCCACAACCCCACUGCUCCCCAGUCACCCUGCCCCAGACCAGAGACCUCAGGCCAGCAGAGAGGAGGACCUGACCGCUCCAGCACCAGUCAGGGUCCCAGCAGAGAGGCUCAGCCCCAGCCGGAGCAGAGUGGAACAGGAGGGAGAGAAGCAGACAGGGUGAGCCUCAAAGACGGGACAGUCCUGCCUGACGUGGAGCAGUUCUGGCACGAAAGAGAGACUGGGUCGCUCACAGAGGAGAAUGAUCCUAUCCCUUGGGAGCACCAGAGCAAGGAAGGGAAGAAGUAAGAAACAAGGGCCACAGUUCAUUCAGUCUUAAACACGACCUGUCCUCAGUACAAUCCUCAAGCAGCAACAGCAGCUACAUCGUCUGACCUCACAAGUUCAUUUUACUGGCCUGCUGAGUGCCGCACUACAUAAGAACGUAAUUACUGAUAAUCUGUCAACUGUGUUUAUGGUAUUAUUGGAAGGCAAUAAGUGAUAUCAGUGUGUGGAUAACAAAUAGAGCAGUAUGUUAUGUGCACUUGAUAUAUAUUGCAAUAACACUGUGCUUGGUCUUAUUGUCUCAUGAGGAGUUUGAAGAUCUAGGCUAUAAUUUAUUCACUGUGAGCUGACUUUUGGUGACUGUAAAUAAAAAGCUUUUAGGUGGAUGGCAUAAAUUCAGUAUAUAUUAAAUGACAGUUUAUGUGAAAACAAUGCAAAUUCAGCAUGCUCUCGUUAUGCCAUAUUGUGGAUGAACAUUUCCUAAAGCACUCAUAUAGUAAUAGAGUGCAAUGACAAUGUCACCAUAUAUUUAAAACUUGAAUAUUGUAUGUGUAAGUGUUGUGCACCUGUCUGCAGAGAGAAAAUCAUCUUUUGUAUAUAAUUAUGAAGUGCUGUGGAAGUGGACGUUAGUUCUUGAUGUGACAGUGAGAGAAGCUCUGCUCAGUCUCCUCUUUCUGAGAGGAUGACUGUUUGGUAUUCAUCAUGUAAUUUCAAGAAACAAAGUUUACA